AUGAAAGCCUUCAAACGAGCUCUGGAGUGCGAUGAGCCCAGCCUCUCCUCCCCCAUGUCGGACAGCGAUGAUGGCUUCCCCCUGGACCUGUCCGGAACCGUGAAGCGCAAACGUAGAGGGAACCUGCCCAAAGAGUCUGUGCAGAUCCUCCGGGACUGGCUCUACGAACACCGCUUCAACGCCUACCCGUCCGAGCAGGAGAAGCUGAGUCUGUCUACACGGACGCAUCUGUCAGUGCUGCAGAUUUGUAACUGGUUCAUUAACGCUCGCCGGCGCCUCCUGCCUGACCUGCUGCGUAAAGAUGGCAAAGACCCCACCAAGUUCACCAUCUCCAGGAGGGUGGGCUCAAAGUCUCCCGAGCCCUCUGUCGCCACUCCCCAGCCGACCCCAGCCCAGAGGCCCUUCGUCCUGCCUCCCACCGUCCGCCUGCUCGCCCCCGUGAACGUCCUCAGAGCUCGGGAGGCGCUGCUGCGGCUGGAUACGCAGAGUCUGCUGCAGGAGGCGGAGGAGCAGAGCGGGGCCCGGCCGGUCUUCCACACCCCCCCACCCACACCCCCCGAGCUGCUGCCCACACACGACUUCAGCGACCUGCAGCUGCUGGUAGAUGUGGCGCUGCAGCGGAGGGGAGGAGGAGCAGCAGCAGAGGAGAUCUUGGACCCAUCUCGAGCCCAGCUGCUGAUGGAGGAGGCCAUGUCUGCGCCUUCACCUGCCGCCUGCAUCUCUCCCUCGCAUAGACCUCCCACCUCCUCCCCCAUAUCGCCGUCACCUGCCCCCCCAACACCGGCCACCCUCCCCUCUGCCCGGCUCCCGUCCUCCGUGGUCAUCGCCGCACCCACGUUUAUCUUCGGCGCCUUGGAGAAAGACAAGCUCCAGCCUCCUCCCUCAUCCUCCCCCAGUGUCAGCCUGGUCUCCCCUAAGCCCUCCCCCUCUCCACUCGGCCUCCCCCUUUACCUCCCCCUGCACAAGUACCCGCUCCCCACUCCGGACUCCAGGCAGAGCGCGCAGAUCAAAGUGGUUUGGGCACAACGUCUGCACCAAGAAACCGUCAAUUAA
Knipowitschia caucasica is the source of this 1053-nucleotide messenger RNA. The record is from the annotation of a GenBank genome assembly. Lineage: Eukaryota; Metazoa; Chordata; Actinopteri; Gobiiformes; Gobiidae.